AUGUUCGCUAUAGAUACCCUUCAGUUUGGAGACUUGUCGCAAAUACAAGCCAUGGACGAGUCUCGCUAUUCUACCUGGAACACAAACCACGAUAACUACAUGUACCCAUACAAGCAGAACCUAGUAAAUUAUCCCUUGGAAGAAAACCUCUGUUUCGAUGAUUUCGAUGAAGGCAGCAUCAGUGUUCCACCCAUGCAGCGCUUCAUGGACGGCCCGUACCCCUUCAGCAGCGGUAUGUUAGAGGCAAACAUGCCCCUAUACAACCAGUACACAGCACAUCUAGGGUACCAAUGGCACCCAUCAGACAACCUUCGACAUCCCUCCCCUGACCGUACGUCUUCUGGCAAUACUAGUCAGAAUACCCAGGACGAGCUGCGGUCUCCGUACAUGUACCAUGCUACUCCAUGCACUGGUCCCAUGGAAUACCCUCAGGCCUCGUUCCCCUGUUCAUCGAUCGAGCAAUUUCAUAAUGGCUCUUAUCAGCUCGACGUUCCGGCAUUUCCAAGUAACUGUACCCUUAGUCAACUCGAAUACACCCGCGUGACGGAGGCAGUUGCAGAGGAAGUCGAAGAUGGUAAUGUCAAACAAGAGGCUAUUCCUAGCCACGAGCAAGGAACCGUCAAGACAGAAGAGACAAGAGAGUACACGACUUAUGCAGAUUCGGCAAUUGAACUCUCCACAAGAGACGCUCAAUCAGUUGAACCAGUCGAACCAAUUGAUUACCCCGAAGAGUCCACUUCAGAUUCCGAGUAUAACCCGACAUCUAGUCGGUCCAAUAAGAGGAAAAGGGCGACAGCGUCGAGCAACAGCUCUAGUCGUACCUCAAAGCGUCGCACACAUACUCGCAAGGACUCUCACACUACCAGUCCUACAACGCCGAUCAAAUCUGAGAAGAAACAACGCCGGACCUCGAAGGCCUCUCAGAGCCCUAUCGACCUGAGCACCCACCCAGACUAUCGCCGUCCCUUCCCUUGCCCCUUCGCUAUAUAUGGCUGCAAGUCCGACUUCGUCUCCAAGAACGAGUGGAAGAGGCACAUCAGCACCCAACACAUUAAGCUCGGCUAUUGGCGCUGCGAUCUCUGCCUGCCGUCAGUAGAUCCAGAAGACGAUGACGCUCUCUACCACAACGACUUCAAUCGCAAAGACCUCUUCACCCAGCAUCUGCGCCGCAUGCACGCCGCCCCCAAAGACAAGUCUCACCAGUCCACAAAGGAAUACCCCGUCACCGAAGCCAACCUCCCCGAGCACCAGAAUCGCUGCAAUCGUAAGCUGCGAGACCCGCCACAGUAUUCUAGCUGCCUCUUUUGCAACUCCGAAUUUGAGGGUGCGACUUCUUGGGAUGAGCGCAUCGAGCAUAUCGGACACCAUCUUGAGAAGGAUAGUGCGAAGAGGGCUGGUAUGCUUGACUGCACUACUUGGUACAAGGAUACGAGACUUGAGUGUUAUUUGCUCGAUGAGGGUCUCAUCAUGAGAAAUGGUAGUGGUUGGAGUAUUGGUGAUGGUAUUCCCUGUAGGGUUGCUGUCAUAGAGAGCGAUGUGGAGUCUGAGGAGGAUUGA
Messenger RNA from Bipolaris oryzae ATCC 44560, 1557 nucleotides. RefSeq lists its product as uncharacterized. The transcript has a single exon. Lineage: Eukaryota; Fungi; Ascomycota; Dothideomycetes; Pleosporales; Pleosporaceae. The record is from RefSeq and is a predicted model, not a curated record. Gene Ontology annotation, molecular function: DNA-binding transcription factor activity. The coding region runs from base 1 to 1557 and encodes 518 amino acids.